ACGACUACGACUCGCUUGAUAUCAGUAUCAGCUGGCAAACGGAGUGUUCGAUGCAUUUGUAUUCGUCAUUGGAUAUCGAGAGAAAAGUUUUUAUUCAAAAAAUAUCAAGUUUCUGAACAGGAACAACUAAACGAUGUGAUGAAACAGUUGCGAGAUUAAAAGCGCAGCGACAGUUUACGUUAGAUAAGAUCAGUAAUAAACAGUGUGAUUAUGAUAAAUAAAUAGGUUAUUGUCUAAAGACAGAUUGAUAAGUGAAUGAUGAGUAAAUGGGAAGAAUAAGCAUUAGCAGAACGUCAUUACAUUCUAUUUCAUGUAUAUGAUUCUGUAAGAGAAAUAAAAUAUAUUGGACGGAAUGUCUUGCCAAAUUAAAGGAAUAGCGAACAUACCAGACAUAGAUAACGUUAAGAAGCUGUUAUAUGGUGAUGCCAUCAGCAAAUUCGAGUAUGCAGCGAGCAAUGAAUUACCUCUCCAAGACUGUCAGGUAUCAUUGGCGUCGGUCGGAGAUGUACUUGCAAUAGCUUGGAAUACAAAAAUGAUUUUAUUUGUUUCAAGAUGGGAUUCGCAAGAAUUAGAUGAAGUAAAAAAUAAAUUCCAUAUCACAUGGCAGGGCAAAGUAACCAAGGAACCAAAUGAAUGGAUAACGUCAGUGCUUUGCUUGCCCUUAAUAUCCUUAGGGAAGGCGAGUGGUCCAGAUUGGACGUGUAUAGCUGUUGGAUAUAAUACGGGUUUUGUUAGAUUCUACACAGAAACGGGCGCAUUGCUCUUGGGGGAACAGAUUCAUAAUGAACCAGUCAUAGGAAUAAAAUGCCAGUCAUUCUGCUCACCGAGGCACGUUGGAGACGCUGGCUGUAGCGAAGAGAUUUAUGUUUUGUACAACAGUGGCGUCUGCAUAUUGCAGGGAUUUCCGUUGUUUUCAACUUUGCGCGCUUGUAGAAAUCACUUAGCCAGAGUUCAAGCCAAUUGCAAUGACUUACCGCCAGUUACGAAUCUUUCAUAUAAGAAAUGGGGGUUCAAGAAUCAAGACGUUGCAAAUGAUUCCGAGGUAGUUGGUACAACGUCGAUAAAUAAUUUCGACCACUUGAUGACAGCUUCGAUUUGCGGUGGAUAUAAUGCGGCGUACAGAUCGAGCGCGCCGCAACACAGUCUGGUCCUCGCGACGGGAAAACGGCCGUUCGUGGGAUUCCAUUAUGCGUUGGAGGGGAGUAACGCACCAGUUCUGUCGGACGUUGCCAUCGCCAUGGCUAGCAAAUUGGCCAGUGCUAUCGGCACUGCUGUUCCAUGGUUUCGCGGCAGUUCGAAGAGUACAACGCCCGAAACGUCAAAGGGUAGUAGUAACAUUCACGAAUCCGUCGAGACGAUGACCUGUCGGUUCGGCUUGAGCGAUAUCAUGAGGGAAGGCGAUUGCAUCGUCUGCAGUCCCAACAAGACGCUGUCAGUGAUAUCGGACGCCAUGGGCCGAGUGAUACUCGUGAACAACAGAAGAGGUAUAGCCGUGAGAAUGUGGAAAGGAUAUCGUGACGCUCAGUGCGGUUGGAUCGAAGUUACCGAAGAAAGGGAUCGCGGAAUUCAUAAGAGUGUCGGUAAAUCCGCGCGGAAAUCUUUAUUGCGUACUGCCCUGUUCCUGGUUAUCUACGCGCCGAAGAAAGGCGUGAUAGACAUCUGGAAUAUACAGCAAGGUCCAAAAAUUACUACUUUUACCGCUAGUAAAAACGGGCGAUUAUUGUACAUUAAUUAUGGUUACUUGGGCGCAAACGACAAUGCUAGUUUGUCCAAGAAUAAAGCGCAGUACUCGUGCGUGUUUAUGGACCCACUCGGAGGCUUAAAGGAAAUUUGCGUGCCGUUUCACUUUGCGCUGAGUAGUAAAAAUGGAAGACGAGCGCGCGACAUACAUCUGCUCAGGGAACUGAGAACGUUUUUGAGAGAGGAAGAAUUUAAUGAGGAGAAAUUGGUUUCCGAAGUUACGCGUACCUGCCUAGGAUUAAAAACCUACGAGAUCAAAGUGCAGACGAUCGAGGUUUUAAUGAACAGCAAACACAUUUUGCCGGAGGCCUUGCUUGCUGCAACAAACUGCUUUGUAGUAAAGUCAGAGGAAGCAGAGGAAGGAGAAGAAGGAGAAACGGAAAAAGGAGAAAAAGAAUUGGAACCUUACGCUAAAAUGCUUCAUCAAAUGACAAUAGAGUUGCAGCAAAUAAUCACGUUCUAUAAAUAUAUCAAAUCUCAACUUGACAUUCCACCGGAAUACGAUAUCGUGACAGCUGAUAAUGUGCCAAGCGCCAAGAAUUUAGCCUCGAUAUUAUUAACCUCGGAGCGAGAAGUACACCGUGUCAUUAAACUGGCUAAAACAUUGGACAGUUUUAAGGAGGCUGACGCUUCAGCGGAAACCAAAGUCAAGUUUAAGGAGGACGGGAGAGUGUUCUUUAACUUUUUGUCGUGCUUUGAAUUCGGCUCCUCAAGAUUGAUCGGGCUGCGAAAAGACCUGAAGGAAGAAAAGCUCUAUGAAAUUUCACGGUUAAUAUAUCAAGGAUGGAUGUAUUCGAACGAUGUGAAAGAAAAAUGGCAGCAGGCUGCUAGAGAUAGCAGCAUUCAACCAUUCAUCCUGAUGCAGCUGGCGCUAACGUAUUGGACGUAUAAAGAGGAAAUCACAUCUCUGGAGAUUGAGCUGCAACGUUUCACGCAGCUUCUGUACGUUAUAUGUCUGCUAGCUGACUUGGAGGAAAUAUGUGUCGAGUACAACGAGGCUUCUUCAUGGUGGAGGAACGUACGCACGGCUCUAUCUGACUCGACGAAGCCUUUUAACGCGCUUACCGUUGCGUUAGCGUGCAGGGCGAUUGGUGUGACUCUGGAAAAGCAUAAAGAGAAAUUGCAGUAUCAGGAACUCCUGGAGACCAACUGGAACGAAGGGGAGGAUAUUAAAAAUGGGAAUGACAUUGCCAAAGUAGAGAAAAUGGAGACGAAAUCGAGUGAGGUAACGCCGGAUGAUGAUGAAAUGUACAGUUCGAACAGCGAAUGGGAAAACGUUAGCAACGAGACCUGUCAAUUCACAUUGUUAAUUGGAAAUCUUGAGGAUGUCACUAUUUUAGAUGCUAUUAUUAGUCGGCAAGUAAUGCCGGACGAGACAACGCAAUUCUUUGCCUUGCCAUUUAUAAGAUACAAAGUUUCUCUAGCGUUAAUUCUCUCCAAAGGGAAAGGUUCUGUGUCCGAACUGGUCGCGAAAUGGCUGAGUACCACGGGCAUUGAUCCAGCGCGAUUAAUUGACACGACCGAUGUGGAAUUUGAUCAGUUGCAGUUGUCAGUUGAUUCUUUGCAAUUAGCUGAAGCGCUGGACGAAGCGACUGCCGUCCAAGUACCUCAACAGGAACGGGAAAAGCUCCUUUCGUUAUCGGUAGAAAUCGGAGACGAAGCGAAAGCUAGUACGACCGCGGAAGCGUAUAUCUUGGAUAAGAUGAUUCUACUUAAACGCCACUUUCCGUACAGUUUAACGAGUAGUGUUCUCUUGGCCAAUUUAUGCUGGGAGUUUGCAAUGUCGUGGAACAAAGACAUCACUCAAUUAGAAUCGUUGGCGGCUGCUUUGGCCGUUCUGCGACAGAUACCUAUGAAGCAUAUGAGACACGGCGUGUGCUGCUUAAUGUGGACACUUCACAUAAAGAAGAGAAUGGAGACGGCGGCGAAGCUGAUGAACAAACUCGGAAAACUGCCGAAAGAGAGAUUGUGCAUGCAGAAUAUCGGCUUGUCCGAUAUUCAAUUGACGACAUUCCUACAGCACUGCGUCACCUUCUUGGAUAUAUUUAUCGAUGCAGAGACGCUCGAACGAGGAGACAGCACGACGGUCAAGUCCGAGGAACUGUGGGACGGAUAUUCCGGCGGACCGCAGCCGUUCGCCACGCUGGCCAUUUCCCAGACGCCAGCUUGGUACGAUCUGGUCCUGCUACACGUGCAAGUGGCUAAUGUCCUGUACAUGAUGGCGUGUCUUAACGUGAAAAUGCUGAAACCGUUAAAUAACUUAUUUGAGUCCGUGGUGCAACCGUACUUCUUCCAAGAGAUAACUGACCAAGCGAUACUCACGUGGUACCAGGACGAUAAGAGAGACGAUACGCGCACGGAAUUUUUAUGCAAAGUCAUUACAGCGUCGAUGGAAUUCAUCCAUCGGGAAACCAGCGACGGCGUGACGGUCAGCUCGGCGCAGGCUGUUUCGUGGAUGGGCAGGUGUCAGACGCUCGCAUCUAUCUGGAGAAUUAACAAUGACAAAUUAAGAGUACAUCAGACCUGUCAGCUGUACAUAAACGGCUUCGAUCGCUUGGCGGAAGAGGUAUCUAUAGCGGUAACCGAUGUCGAACGCUUGGCCGCGGACUUAUUGCCUAUAGCUGGAAGAAGGAUGAUGGCGUAUCUUUCCAAGACGCCGAAUCUUCUCGAGGAGAUGUCACGAAUGAGUCCAGCGCUUACGAGAUACUUGGAACGCCUGAACGUGCCUGAAAUAGUCUGUACGAACUGUUCGAAUGCCGACACCGUCGAACUGAUCCGACGAAUAUCCGUGCAUUUACCCAAAACUCACUGUGAUCACCACAUCGUACAGCUGAUGUUGGACGCGACCUUUAUUUACCAAGCUAACAAUUAACGCUCAAUUUUUCUCCGUUUUGUCGACCGUGUCCUGUGAUGCCGCACCGCCACACGCAACAAUUCCGUCGAGUUGUCUAUAAUUUGUACAUAUUACUAUCAACGAAACGGCCAAAAUUAUUGCCUCUUAAAUAUUAAAUGGAGCGAUGAUGACGAUACGCUGUAUCGCUGUACCAUUUCUUGUGCAUCAGAGAGGGAAUUAGCAAACAUUUAGCUGCAAGGUUGUAAAUGUAAGUAAAUACAAAUUGCUACGUGUUUCUUGCUACGUUGUGAAUAACUUAAUUAAAUAUGAAUUACCGGACGAUCUUUAUACAUUAUAUUGUUUGUCAGUUCUGAGUAUCAAGGAACGAAUACACGAAUAUGUAUAUGUAUAUAUACAUGUAUAAGGUUUUUUCUUAGUGCCUAGUAUUGUAAAACAUUAAUUAUUCUUAUUCUAAAGUACACGCAUAAUUUAUUUGGCUUUUUUUCGUGCAAAUUAGAAUUCAUUGAUUUUUAAGGGAAUUCGUAUGGUGCUCGUCGAAUUUAACUAUUCUGAUGUAUUAUAUUGUAUAUCUGUAAUCAAAUAUAACAUUUCUUUCAGAA
Ooceraea biroi (clonal raider ant) is the source of this 5193-nucleotide messenger RNA. RefSeq names its product Rab3 GTPase activating protein (gene Rab3-GAP). The record is from RefSeq and is a predicted model, not a curated record. Lineage: Eukaryota; Metazoa; Arthropoda; Insecta; Hymenoptera; Formicidae. Gene Ontology annotation, biological process: regulation of GTPase activity.